Molecule: messenger RNA, 1044 nt
Organism: Dichomitus squalens LYAD-421 SS1
Lineage: Eukaryota; Fungi; Basidiomycota; Agaricomycetes; Polyporales; Polyporaceae
Product: S-adenosyl-L-methionine-dependent methyltransferase
Exons: 2
Coding region: 1-1044 (347 amino acids)
Biological process (GO): RNA methylation
Cellular component (GO): mitochondrion
Molecular function (GO): rRNA (uridine-2'-O-ribose)-methyltransferase activity
Source: RefSeq, a predicted model, not a curated record
AUGACAUUUGCGAGUGGUUUUCACCCAUCUGCCGUGCGGCUCUCGCACAAGCUCCCGCCGUCUUCCCGAGCGUGGCUCGCACGCCAGUACCGCGAUCCAUACGUCAAAGCGCGGCUCUCAUACCCCGCCAACUACCGCUCGCGCUCCGCAUUCAAGCUUCUCGAGCUCGAUCACAGGUGGAAAUUUCUCAAUCACGAUGAUGUCCGGACGGUCGUCGACCUCGGCGCCGCCCCGGGCGGAUGGAGCCAGGUCGUUGCGGGGAAGAUGGGCUGGACAGACUCCGACUGGGAUGUGCGGCUGACCAAGGAAACAGUCGUGAGUGCAAAUGGGAAGGGGAAGAGCGUGUUGGACGCGGCUACUGCUGGGUUUGGACUUAAGAGGGGGAAGAGGGAGGAGCUGAAGAGGAGGGUGGGCGGGAAGAUGAGCGACUGGAGUGCCGUCCCGCCCGAAGGUGCAGAUGAGCUUGGGGACAUCGAAGAGGCGGACUUCACGAGGCUGCUGGACGAAGAAGACACUGCAGAACCGCCUCGGCAGGUUGGGCGCGGAACGAUUGUCGCCGUGGACUUGUUGCGGAUGGAGCCCAUCCCGGGUGUCAAGACGUUGCAGAUGAACUUCCUGUCGCCGAUGGCGGAUGAGUAUAUCUCUGCGCUCCUGAGGGAGCACCACCCUAGAAUUCUCCCCCCGGACGAGUGGGCACGAGCCCGACACGAGGACGGGAAGGCGGACGUGAUACUGUCGGACAUGGCUGCGAACUUCACAGGCAGCGCAACGGCGGACAUAGAGGCCAGCAUCACGAUUUCCGAAGCGGUGUUCGAGUUUGUGUGCCGGCAUCUCAGGACGGCAGAGAGCAUCGGCCGGAGGAGAGGUGGUGUGCUAGUGCUCAAGCACUUUGCGCACCCGAAGGCGGACGAGUUCAGGAAAGCGGUGCUCUCGCCUAGCUUCCAUUCCGUCGCCUUCGACAAGCCCCCAAGUAGUCGUUCCGAGUCUCGGGAAGGAUACUGGAUUUGCGCGGGAUGGAAGGGCGCGCCGGCGUCUCGGAGGUAA